AUGAAGACAGAAAACAGUGACUGUCCAUUAAUGAGCUCUUCCAAUGACUCAACAGUAAAAAUUGAGCUAUGUAGCAUGGACACUGUUAAAGAAGUAGAACAGUUGAAAGCUGUUGGUGAAAAAUGCGAUGUGCAAAUUGACAUAGAAACUCUGGAAUCUAAAGAAAGCGGCAAUUCCAAAUAUACAAGAGUGGAAGAGUUUGUGUCUUCACAUAUUAGAAAGGUUGUGAUGAUUAUAGCUGUAGUCAUCUAUUUAAUAUAUUUUAUAACAGCUCUGGUGUUUGGAGCCACCCGUGAAUGCGUGAACACAACUCCACUUAUAGUUCUGACAUGUUUAAUACUGGCAUACUUCCUCUUUGGAUUUAUUAUGAGGCAUUUUGGAGAAAAUAUGAAAGAAAAGGGUCUUGAUCCAUGUGUAAAAUUUCUAAACAAUAAACAACGGAUAUUAAAAGGAUUAUUUGUGUUUCUUGCACUGGGAGGAAUAUUGGUUGUGAUAAUUGCUACAGGCGUUUACCAGCCCAGAAACCUCAUCUCUGUUGUUGGCUAUCUCUUCUUUGUCUUAAUCCUGUUUUUAUUCUCAGAACAUCGUAAACAGUUGGUUUGUUCCUAUCUGUUCAAGCCAGUAGCCUUUUUAAUGGGAGUGGAAUGGAAUGAUGCUGGCUCCGUAGGAGAACUGAUUGGAAUCAAGACAUUCUUAAAUGAGUUUGUUGCUUACGAGAAGUUGGCAGAGUUCAUCAAAAACAGGGAAGAUUGCUUGGAUGGCGUUUCAUUAUCUAUCAAAUCUGAAGUGAUAUCAACGUAUGCUUUAUGUGGGUUUGCUAAUCUCAGUUCAAUUGGUAUACAGCUUGGUGGACUGACACCCAUGGCACCUAAUAGAGCUAGUGAUUUAGCCAGUGUGGUUAUUAAAGCUUUAUUUGGAGGUAUUAUUGCCUGUUUAAUGACUGCCUCCAUUGCCGGUAAGUAUACAAAAUAUUCGUCAGUAUAA
Lottia gigantea (owl limpet) is the source of this 984-nucleotide messenger RNA. RefSeq lists its product as hypothetical. The record is from RefSeq and is a predicted model, not a curated record. Gene Ontology annotation, biological process: nucleoside transmembrane transport. NCBI's taxonomy places the organism in Eukaryota, Metazoa, Mollusca, Gastropoda, Lottiidae. The coding region runs from base 1 to 984 and encodes 327 amino acids. Gene Ontology annotation, molecular function: nucleoside:sodium symporter activity. The transcript has 6 exons. Gene Ontology annotation, cellular component: membrane.